ACAUCCCCAGCCGAGGAUUUGCCCCUUCGUUGUCCACUAACCCUGAUAAGAUCAUUGACCUAACUCAGGGGCUGUCUGAAUCCGUUGAGAAAGUUCAUAGGUGGAGCGACUUCCAUUCAGGUGUCCUGGAUCUUCUACUCUUCCCCCCUGCUCAAACAAGCUCCAGUCGCUCUCCGAUACCUACAGCCGCUACCACCAGGCUCGCGCGUGACGGACAACAGGACACUGUGGAACUGGACAUUGCUAUUAACGGUACCGACCAACACCCCGCCACGAUAGAUUUAACGAAAGACGAUGACGAGUAUCAUUGCUAUGGCCAACCAAUUGUGGUGGAACCAGAUCAUCCUGCAAUUCCGAAGGACCACCGAGAACCCCCUUCCAACCACCUUCGACCUGAUUGAUAACUUCCGCCUGCCUCUUGAAUUGCAAGAUCGCCUUCGCCGUGUUAUAAACACCGAUAGUUUCUCUCUCAUCGCUGUUACUAUGCAAGGUUUUAUUAACAGCAUUCAUAAAAUAGAUUCAUCCAGGCAUUACCAGAGCCUGUGGUCGCCGAGUAUCCCCACGCAAGAGCAUGUUGACGAUGCGUGCCUUCUUCACUCAGGCCACGACACCAUCACAAUCGUUCUCGCCCACGCAAGGGAGGAUGCACAACUCACAUUCCUAUCACUUAAAGGCAAUCAGGUUUCCAAUGAGAAUACCCUCCCUCGGAACUGGAACAAGGCGAAGAAGGGUGGUGUUAGUGCUCUGACCGCGAUGAUGCAACCUUUGAAAUUUGCAAGUGGAGGUUACGACCACAAAAUACACCUCUGGUCUAUGAAAGACGAUCUCUCUCAUGCGUCGUCUAUGCCACUGGCCGUUAAGCACACAUCCGUGAUUCACUCCUUACUGCCAAUCCGUGACACAAGCCAUAAACUCGUAUCCGCUGGAGCAGAUCGCAAUGUUCAUUUAUGGGACUUAUGUUCUGAACGCGUAGCUCAUACGUUGAGGACAUCCAACAUCCCGUACAACAUACAUCGAACGGAAUCGCCUUUCUGCACAUUACUCGAGGUUGCCCAUUUAGAUCUGCAAUAUGAAGUUCACGAUCACCGCAUGAUACCCAGACGUCCUGCGCAGAGGUUUGGAUUCACCACGCAAGCACCUCCGGGGCGAUACAUGAAAGGAGAUACCUGGACGCAUUUCUUCGUCUCUGGAGAUCGCAUUGGCCGGGUGAGGGUUUGGGAUCUGCGCAAUGUUUCCAAAGAACCGUACCUCUGUCAAUGUUUCGAGAAUGAGGUCAUUCAAGUGGUAAAGACGGAUAGUCACAUUCUAGCCUGCUCGAAGAGAAGUGAAUACAGAUUAAUCAGUAUCCAUGGUGGUUAGGUCGUUGCCCGAAUCCUCUGUGGGCGGAUUUGGAGGCUCAACUUAUUUCAGUAUUGCUGUGUAUUUGGACCAGUCAUGACAUGCAAUGGUGUUCAAGUGUGUAGCGGCCUACAUGUAUAUCAAUCCU
Molecule: messenger RNA, 1486 nt
Organism: Pisolithus orientalis
Lineage: Eukaryota; Fungi; Basidiomycota; Agaricomycetes; Boletales; Pisolithaceae
Exons: 5
Coding region: 295-1359 (354 amino acids)
Molecular function (GO): protein binding
Source: RefSeq, a predicted model, not a curated record